This is a messenger RNA of Anopheles stephensi (Asian malaria mosquito), 6266 nucleotides long. Its product is annotated as MPN domain-containing protein CG4751. Gene Ontology annotation, cellular component: BRCA1-A complex; BRISC complex. The transcript is spliced from 6 exons. Gene Ontology annotation, biological process: double-strand break repair. Bases 518 to 5392 code for a protein of 1624 amino acids. Gene Ontology annotation, molecular function: polyubiquitin modification-dependent protein binding; metallopeptidase activity. The record is from RefSeq and is a predicted model, not a curated record. NCBI's taxonomy places the organism in Eukaryota, Metazoa, Arthropoda, Insecta, Diptera, Culicidae.
CCAUCACUACGCGCGGUCAACACAGUCAAUAGGGAAAAAAACUUACAACACAGGAAAGCUUGUCCGCUAUAAAUGCAGAAUUUUCCUCGCUAAUUGCGAUUGGAUCCGCAAAACGUGCGGUUUUCCUUGUUAGCUAAGGGUCGGUCUUACGAUUGGUGUAAAAGUGCGGACAAUUGAGUCGGUGCAAGCGUGUGAAAAAGCGUGGUAAAGUUUCGGUGCCCGAGAAGAACGCAUCCCGGGGAGCAUCGUCGUCGCCGCAGCCGCCGUCGCCGCCCUCUGUGUGUAUGCUGUGUGGAAGAAGUCGGAGCAAAGAAAGGGAAAAGGAAUCAUCCUCUACCAGCACGGGAAGCGUCUCCAAUUGGUGUCGGGUGUGCUUGCUAAGGGUUUUGCUUAGUUCCGGUCGAAAUUAUUUAGGCUUGUAGUCAGAUUACAGCAGCGAAUAAAGCUGGUGCUGGGGUGGAUGAAAAGGGUAGAAAAGUGACGGAAGAAAGAGAUAGAGAGAGAGAGAGCAGCCACCAUGUCAACAAAAGCUAGUGAAGAGGAAUCGUCCUCACAUCUGGACGAGAGUGAUAUCCCGGACGAGUUUAUCGAUGAAGAUGCGGAUAAACUGGGAUACUUUCCGGGAAAAACGAUCACCCUUCAGAUGCUGCUCGGUGCGAACGUUCUUCAGCCCGGCAAAGGUGCCAUGACGAUCGAGUAUCUGGGACAAAAGUUUGUCGGUGACCUGCUGGCGGACGGUAAAAUCAAGUCCCAGGAAACGGAAACCAUCUUCUGCUCACCGAGUGCCUGGGCCAUCUACUGCAAGCGCAUCAUCAAUCCGGACAAAAAGUCUGGCUGUGGGUGGGCGUCGGUAAAGUACAAGGGGCGCAAGCUGGACGCGUACAAGGCGGCAUACUACAAGAAGCAGCAGAAGGAACGCGAUCAGAAAGAUGAAGUACCUGCUGAAGACACGGUAGAAGAGCUGGAGGAAGACAAAACGGCUAUGGAGCCACCACCGGCAAGGCGAAACAUUGUCUCGCACAACACCAUCAGCAAUCGCAACAUCAUGCACGACUCAAACACACUCAUCGAAGCGGUUCCGUUCACCGCGAUCGGAAAGAUGCAACCCUUUCUAGUGACCGUAAGCACCUCGACGCUGCUCGUGAUGGAUUUCCACUGUCAUCUUACCAACUACGAGGUGUGCGGAUAUCUCGGUGGAACGUGGGACAUAAACGCGCACAAUCUGUCCAUCACGCAUGCCUUCCCCUGUCGGAACACGCGUCACGAUCGCGACAAAGCGGCACUCUGCGAGCUGCAGAUACAGAAGCUGAUGAUCAAGAAAAACAUCAAUCUGGUCGGCUGGUACCAUUCGCAUCCACGCUUCCCGGUGCAGCCGACGUUGCGCGAUUGUGACGCCCAGCUGGACUACCAGAUACGGAUGCGAGGACCCACCGAGGCGUCGUACAUUCCCUGCAUCGGAUUCAUCUGCUCUCCGUACGAUGAUCAAAACAGCGCGCUCGAGUCGAACGUAAUGUCCUUCUGGGUAAUGCCACCGCCGGAGAAUCGACCCGCCGAGUACGGUCGCCCGAUGCUGAUGUCGUACACGCUCGUCCAGGACGAAACACUUUCCGAGGACGUAAAGGAGGAGAUGAUGCUGACCGUCGAUUACUACAAACAAUUCAAGCGCGAACUGAUCAACUUCCAGUCGAUCUACAUCAACGAUGUUCCGUACAUUGAGAAGCUUCGAAAAUCGCUCACCCCACGGUUCCCGCGCGAUUCCACGUCCGGUCACUUCUGGAACUGGAUUCGGGAGCUGCUCGGGAUUGAACCGGAAGACAUUCCCGAGGUGGUGGUCAUACCGGAUCCAGCGCCACCUCCACCGGUGUCACUGUCAGGGAUGGAACACCAUCCAGACGCUUCUAAAGGCAACGAUGAUGUGACGAUCGUGUCCGCCACUCCUGGCACGCAUCAGCCACAACCGGUGGUAGUGAAUUUGGUGCACAGCGCCGAGGAAAGCAGCAUCACAACCGAGGCGAAGAAUGAUGAUGAUUUCGAUGGCGCUUCGGAGAUGGGCGAUUCCGACGUAAUCUCGCUGAAGGACGACGAUGGCAAACCGACGGGACCGUCGAUCGCCGUUCCGAGUUUGCAGGCUCAGCUGAAGCGUCCGUCCGGGUUAAAUAUGACUCCAUCACCGCUGUCCAGUUCGCUGGUGGUGCUCCCAACGAAUCUUAGUCAAACGGGUGGCGGCAACAAUGGUGGACCGACGGCCACCCAAACUACCGCCACCAACCUUACCAUGAACAGUUCCGGUGCCGGUCUAGCAAACAAUCACCUCCAUCACGCACAUCAGCAGCCGCCAACGGGUCAGCCGGGCCAGAUGCUUCCGAUGGGAGCCAACUCACUCGCCACCACCAACACUUCCUCGCCCCGUGAUAGCCCAAUUACGAUCCCCUCGAACUCGGCCAGUCCGGCGAAGUUUGAAAUGCCCGUCCGGGCCAGUCCGUCCCCGGCCAAAUCGGACACCUCGUCCUGUCGCAGCCGCACACGCAAUUCUCCCGCACCGAGCCCGGGCAAACUUUCGAUCGGUGACAUUCUCGGGAGUGCGGCUGCCGCUGCUGCUGGAGGAAACCGAGCGAGUCCUACUCUUAGUUCGCUGAUUGGGCCUGCGGGUGGUGCUGGUGGUGGUGGUGGUGGAGCAGCAGGUGGCGGUGGUGCUGGUGGUCCCGGUAACAUCCACGACCUGUACGCGGCUACAUUCGCUUCGCUCGGCAGUGCACUUCCUUCCAACUUGCUGUCCCAGGAUUAUGCGGCUCUUUUCGGGCAGGGUGGACAGCAGGGUGGCAAGCAGCAACGUGGAGAUGAGUACGGACUGUCAGCGUUGACGGCACUCGCCCAGGUAGCCGCAGCGUCCGGGCUUUCCAAUUCGCAAAUCAACGAAACGCUGCUGCACAGCCUGAACCGUAGCAUAUCGUCGAAAGCGGGUGGAUCGGGUGGAGGAGGUGGUGGAUCGGGGGGUGGUGUUGCUACGUCCGCUUCUCAGCCGGCCUCUACCAUCACCUCCAACUCGUCGGUGAGCGCCGGCGGUGCAGGAGGCGCUAAUUCCGCCGCCGGGUUGCCCCCGAUUCCGAACAUGAAGGAGUUCAUGCAGCAGCUCGAGAAAGGCAACCUCAGUCUGUUCAUGCAAUCGCAGUACGGCAAUCCGCUGGUCGGUAUGGCCGGGCUAACUUCCGGCACGUCCGGACCGGCGACCGGCACGGCUGGAACGACCGGUGGAAGUCCUAGCACGGGCAAAUCGGGCCGGUCCGGUGGGAAAUCUCGCUCGAAAGCGAAUCAGCUGCAGCAGCAGGCGGCGGCCGCCGAAGCUGCGGCCCGCCAGCAACUGCAUCAAGCGCAGCAAGCCCUCUUGCAGCACCAGUCAAUGAUGGAGUAUGCCGAUUUCAAGUUCGAUCAGGGCAAGCUGGCAGACUUGAUGAAAUCGCCCGAAUACUCCCAAAUGUUGCUCCAGCAGGCACAAGCGCUCGGCAAUCUGGGGAGCGAGAUUUCCAUCAUCAAAAAACCUUCGUCGGGCUCGUCGAAGGGCAAUUCCAGCGCGAAGGAUCACUCCGGCGGGGCAGGACAGAUGAAUGCGGGGGGCAGCUCGUCGGGCAACGCUUCCAUGUCAUCGUCAGCGUCCGCCGCUAAGAAGGAAGCAGCCGCAGCGAGCGAACUAAUCUCCAAGCUGCGGACGGUGUUCUCCACCGACGCUUAUCUCCCACCCGUACCGACGACGGCCGACAUCAAUCUGCUGGUGGAACAGUCGCAGAAGUAUCCGGUGGUGCAGCAGAUCCUCAACUCGGGCAACGUGGACGACAUUCAGGUGCUGCUGAAAGCGCAAUCGCUCUCUAACAAUCAGCUCGAUUUUGCCGCCUUUCUGGGCCACAACGGUGGGGUGGGAGGAGGUGGGGGUGGAGGUGGUUCCGGUACGAACGGGAACACGAGUGGACUGAAUCUGGGCAUGCUGGGCGCCGGCGGAACGGGCGGUUCCUCCGAUGGUCCAUCACCGUCGGGAAAAUCUUCCAACGCGAAAGGAGGCGGUGGUGGUGGUGGAGUGGGAGGACUUAAGGAGGGCGAUAUGGCGGCAGCGGCCGCAGCAGCAGCAGCCGCCGCCAUGAAUCCGUACCUUGCCGUACCGAAUCUGUCCGCACUGUUCGAACCGAUCCAGCGCAUGGGUGGUUCGGGUGGUGGCACGGGCGGUAAAUCGGGUGGCAAAGCGGAUAAAGCAUCGAAAGCAGCUGCCGCAGCAGCAGCAGCAGCGGCGGCCGCCGCCGCCGUCGGCGGUGGUUCCAUAACCAAUCCGGCCGACAUGCUGAACAGUUUGUUCGCUUCGGCAGUGGGGGCUGGUGGUGCGCCACCGACCGCUGCGGACAUGAACGCGUUGCUUUACAGUCAGGCGGCCGCGGCAGCUGCGGCCGCUGGUGGUGGCAAGGGUAUGCCAGAUUUGAACCUCCUCUUUGGUGGUGGUGGUGGUGGUGCCGGGAUGCCCAACUCCAAUUCGGCCGCUUCCUCCCCGGGAGGUGGUGGGGGUGGUGGAGCCGGGGGACAAGCCGGUGCCGGGUCGGGAGGUACCGGGGGAGGUAAUGCGGGUGCGGGCGGCAAAUCGGGAUCGGCAGCUGCCGCCGCGGCAGCAGCGGCCGGUCUCGAUUAUCUUUCCAUGUUCCCGAACUUUUCGGCGGCGGCGGCAGCCAAAAUGCCUGAUAUGUCCGCCCUGUUUGCGCAGGACAAGUACGAAAUACCGGACCCACUGUCCAAGGCCACGCUCGAGGCGAACAACAUGUAUCUGGCACCGUCCGCCUCGCUGCUUAAGCUGCACCAGGAAGCGUUCAACUCGAUGCUGAUGAAACCACCGAAAUCGUCCUCCUCGUCGACGGCUUCGUCGACGGGCAAGAUUGAAACGCCACCACCGCCACCUCCACCCUCCGCCGGGGCGUCCCUCAUCCCUUCGCCCGGGUCACGCCUAACGCCGACCAAGUCCGCCGUCAACAGCCGGGAAAGUCCAUCGCUCGGUGCGGGUGGUGGCAGUGGUGGAGGUGGAGGUGGAGGAGGAGGAAGCGGCGGAGGUAGCGCUAAGUACAACUUUUCCGCCGUUGAUCUGGCCGUUUCGAGCGUGGUACCGCUGGCGGCUAGCUCGCCACUCGGUGCCACCGCCGCAGCGGCCGAUCUGUCGCGCAAAUCUUCUUCCCAAACGCCACCGGUCGACAUGUCACGAUCGUCGCCGGCCGCCAUCAUGCCGGGCACAACGUCGCCCGGUGCCGGCAGUGGCAGCAUGAUACUGCCACCGUACAAGAAGCGGAUGGAGUUUGCCUCGAUCGCGGACCUGGUCGCGGCACCACCGGCGAAGAUACCGAAAAUGUCCACCGAGAAUCUGGACCCGUGAGUGUAACUGCAAACGAGUGACACGCAUCAGCAGCAAGAAGGAGUCAAGGAGUCUCUCGUAACUGCGCGCACAAUUACUGCUUCUCUCCCCGAAAGCACUAUUUAUAUUAACCAGAUUGAAUGGAAGGAUCGCGCGGAUGUGUUAGUGUGCGUGUGUGUGUUUGGAGCCGUAUUUGAGGUAUGAUUUUAUAUUAUUUACUACUUUUAUCACAAAAACGAGGGCCGAGACAGGCGGUUGAAGCGAGUAGGAUGAACCGCAAGAGCCACAAGGAUAUAUCAUUAGAUGCGCACAAGUGUGUAUGUGAUCACACGAUCGGCACGUGAUACUGAUGCGCUCAGUAUCUCGCCCGGGUCGAUCGGGGUGAACAGGACAAUUAAUUAGUUUAAAAAGCGAAAAGUGUGAGCAUGAAUCUCGUAGCGCAGAAUAAUCGCAAUCAGUUCGUCGUCUGACGCGUCGUUUAGGUCGAACAGAUGAUUGGCUUGCUAUAAAUAUAAAUACAAUCUAAAACAUACACACACGUACACGUAUAUAUUUUUUAGCAAUAUGGAUGCAAGGGCGCACGAAUGAUCUUAGGAACGGGCGAGAAGUGAAUAGAAAUGCAGCCAGGGGAGUGAAGAGUAGCGUAUAGGCAUUACAAGUAAGCAGUAGUCCCUCCAAGGGUCACAACACAAACAUACACAGCAAGUAUCUAGGUGUAAGAGGGAAGGGAGCAUUGUGGCUCGGUUUGGCUUGCACCAGGGUGAAGACCCUGGAGGCGAUUCGACGAAUGCAUAACGCUAUAGCGUCACCAGUAGUAGCCACCGUCAGCAGUCGCCAUCCACUGGAGCGAAACAAGUAUUAGAAGAAUAACAAUAAAUACCUUAAUAGUAUUUUA